This is a messenger RNA of Acipenser ruthenus (sterlet), 1442 nucleotides long. RefSeq lists its product as uncharacterized. The transcript has a single exon. The record is from RefSeq and is a predicted model, not a curated record. Bases 259 to 1089 code for a protein of 276 amino acids. Gene Ontology annotation, molecular function: protein dimerization activity. Lineage: Eukaryota; Metazoa; Chordata; Actinopteri; Acipenseriformes; Acipenseridae.
CCUCAGUGAUCUUCGAAGCGGAUCUAAUCCAGAUUUGAUGAACUUGGUUAAUAGACUUCCUCCUCUUGUAAUGAAAGAAAUUGAAUUGCUGCCGCUUGUUUCCUGCACACGACCGUAACUCCGCCCCUCGCGUUCUCCACACGCGCCCCUCUGUAAAUAAAAGAAAACCCUUGCCCCCCAAAAAGUUCAGGACAACUUUUACUUUCCAAAGCAUAAAGAAGAGUUUGCUGGGUUUUCAAAAUCUUACAGCCUGAGAAGAUGCAGCAGUUUCACGAAAAACUAGAUAUCAGAUGCUGUCUGGUUGACCAUACCGCUUAUUCAGCUGGCACAAGUUGUGGAGGUUACAAACAGGCAGAGGCGGGUGUGAUUUAUCAUGACCGAGAAGAAACAGGUCCUCUCCACGGUAUAGAGGUCUGGGGAGAAUCGGCAGCACAAAACCUCCUUCAAGCUAAAUGGAUCGACCUUAGCAGCCCAACAGGUCGAGGGAAAGCGCAGUCACUCGAAUGCAAUCCAUGCGCUCUUGUGGAGCUACGGGUACCAGGUACCUCUGGUUACAGCGACAGGGAACCAUGCGACCUGGUUCCGGUUCAGAAACGACGUCGCGAGGCUGCCAAUGCCCGAGAAAGGAGGCGUAUGCUCGGUUUAAAUCUAGCUUUCGAUCGGCUCAGGAGUGUCAUACCGACUCUGGAGAGUGACAAGAAGCUGUCAAAGUCAGAGACUCUUCAAAUGGCUCAGAUAUACAUCUCCGCGCUUUGCGACCUGCUUAAAGGCAGAGGGGCCGCGGACAGUGAUGCGCAAAAGGAGCGGUCUCAGAGUCCCGGCGGCUGGAACUCUGACUAUCUGCCUGGGUCUUGCGAGAUAAAGGACAGGCCACCAUCUAGUCACGAUUCAGAGGACAGGUCACCAUCUAGUCACGAUUCAGGACAUAGAACAAUGAAAAGAGGGCAACCCCGGGAUUCUCCAUCGUGCGUUUUACAGGGUUCCCGGGACUGCUCGGAUCGGUCAGACAGCGACUGUGAUGAAGCAUUCCUGCAAACUGAAAUAACGGGUUAUAUUGAUCUCUGGGAACGACAGAAUGGGACUAAAUGAAUACAUUAUUUAAUCAAAUACAUCGAAGUCAAUUUAAUAAGAAAUAUUACAAUAUUUGUGAAUUUGACUGGACUGGUCAACAAAGUCAUGUAGGAGGUACACCUACUUUACGCGCCGACAAUGUAAAGUCUCAUGUCAUGUGUGACUUAAAAAUAUCAUGUAAUAAUGGCUACAUGCCGUAAUGCAAUGGAUACUGUAAUGUAUGUAAUGUAUUGGAUGGCCACCAAUUAUUGGUAUUUGUAUAAACGUUUAAUAUUUGGUACAAUUGUAAUCAUCCUUAAUCUUUGCAAUAUGCCUGUGGUAAAUUAUGUGGCAAAGUUAUGUAAAUAAAUUUGAUUCCGAUUUUUCUGUAA